CUGCCGGGAGAGGCGGCCCCCCGAGUGUUCUGCUUUUAAUAAGCUUCCCAGCCAGCUCGCGCGCGCAGAGCGCUCCCCCCGGGCCCAGCCCGCGUCUCCCUGCCCGCUCCUCUCGUCCCUCCCAUUCUGCAUUUCCCUUCCGUUCCCUCCCAGUCAGGGCGUAAUUGAGUCAAAAGCAGGAUCAGGUUCCCCGCCUUCCAGUCCAAAAAUCCCGCCAAAGAGAGCCGGAGAGCAGAGCAAACCCAACGUGGAGAGAGGGGAAGAAAGAGACGAGUGAGUCACCGCCUAGAAGGCGCGCAGAGCCGCAGCGCCCCGCAGGAGCGAGCCGGGUACCUGGACGCUGCAGCGGCAAACCUCGCCCCUCUCCACGGAGCCAGCCCGAGCGCGGCGGAGGACGUUUGCAACUCAAAAAUGCAGUCUCAACAGUACCAGCAGCAACGUCGAAAAUUUGCAGCUGCCUUCUUGGCAUUGAUUUUCAUUUUGGCAGCUGUGGACACUGCUGAAGCAGGGAAGAAAGAGAAACCAGAAAAAAAAGUGAAGAAGUCUGACUGUGGAGAAUGGCAGUGGAGUGUGUGUGUGCCCACCAGUGGGGACUGCGGGCUGGGCACACGGGAAGGCACCCGCUCUGGAGCUGAGUGCAAACAGACCAUGAAGACCCAGAGAUGUAAGAUCCCCUGCAACUGGAAAAAGCAAUUUGGAGCGGAGUGCAAAUACCAGUUCCAAGCGUGGGGAGAAUGUGACCUGAAUACUGCCUUGAAGACCAGAACCGGAAGUCUGAAGCGAGCCCUCCACAACGCUGACUGCCAGAAGACUGUCACCAUUUCCAAGCCCUGUGGCAAACUAACCAAGCCCAAACCUCAAGCAGAAUCCAAGAAGAAGAAAAAGGAAGGCAAGAAGCAGGAGAAGAUGCUGGACUGAAAGACGCCACCGUUCGUGGAGCAUGAGAAGGACAUCAGCAGAAGGAUCAAUUAACUAUUGCAUUUAUACCUACCGUAGGCUUUUUAUUCAAAAAUUAUCUAUAGCUAAGUACACAAUAGGCAACACAAAGAGAAAAGAAAAUUUUUGUAGUAGCAUUUUUUAAAUGUAUACCAUAGUAUCACUAGGGGCUUAUAAUAAAGGACUGUAAUCCUGUUUAGGAAGUUGACUUAUAGUACAUGAUAAAUAAUAGACAAUUGAGGUAAGUUUUUUGAAGCUAUAUGAUAUUUUACUUUACUUUUUUUUACUUUGUUUUUUUCUUUUGACAGCAAUUUAAAUGUUAUGACCAUGUAAACUACUUUUCUUGUUAGGUAAAAUUUUUCACCUAGAAUUUUUUUCCCAAUUGAAAAAAUAUAUAUACUAAACAACGCAGCAAUAAAAUGUAAUCACUCUAUCUGA
Molecule: messenger RNA, 1374 nt
Organism: Nycticebus coucang (slow loris)
Lineage: Eukaryota; Metazoa; Chordata; Mammalia; Primates; Lorisidae
Gene: PTN
Product: pleiotrophin
Exons: 5
Coding region: 412-918 (168 amino acids)
Molecular function (GO): growth factor activity
Source: RefSeq, a predicted model, not a curated record